Molecule: messenger RNA, 3868 nt
Organism: Emericellopsis atlantica
Lineage: Eukaryota; Fungi; Ascomycota; Sordariomycetes; Hypocreales; Bionectriaceae
Product: sulfate transporter family-domain-containing protein
Exons: 4
Coding region: 417-3671 (1084 amino acids)
Cellular component (GO): membrane
Source: RefSeq, a predicted model, not a curated record
CAUGCACAUGCCAAAUUUUUAUUAGUGUUGGCCCUCUGCUUCGCAUGGUAUCCCGGUUUGUAUGUAUGCGACGCUUCUAGCCGGACAGCCCGAUGCCCAAGCCAAUACCUGAGGUGUACAUGUAAUUAUCAUCUUUUCCCUCGCUGCCUUUACUUUCCGUCUUGUCCUGCUUUUGUCACCCGACUAUCAGGUCUAAUCCCGUUCGAAGGGAAAGAUUCCACCGGGGCUAGAUUGGCGGGUCCUGUCCAAUGUUGAUUAGUGCCAUACGUUAUCGCGCUCUUGCUUCUCUACCAGCGAUUGACCCGAGCAGACGACCAAUUCUCAUGCGCCCUUGACUUGACUCCUCAUCUUCCGCACCAGUCUGGCUGGCGAAGAAACAGAAGUACCGCGCGUGCGGUAUCUGACAACGGACGACAAUGUCUUCCCCGAUGCCUGGGUUCACCCAUUGGAGGACGCGAGCCUCGAGCGUUUCCACAGCACCAGGCGACAAUCGACGGCGACAUGAUUCUACAGAGUUUGGUAGUUCGCCCCCGCCAAGCUCGGUCAUAGGGAUCGAUCACCCUAGCCGGCUAUCUUCCUCAUUCUCCGGACAAAGAGAGCCGAUCAGAUCGUUCAUCCAUGGCUCUGGGAGGGAACACCUAGCUCCCAAAGACAGCACCCACACUGCACGAACUGUUCGCGAAGACACGGCCGAUUUAGCCACCUACGUUCUCACGGAUGGCAAGGACGAAGGGAGUCGUUCUUUCCUCCAACGCUCGCGACCCUCGGUGUCAGACGUCUUCUCCUCAGAACCAGUCGAGUCCGAGGCAGGCGAGGACCGAAACCAGGACGUUAUCCUCGAAGUCUCCGAACCCCCGAGUCCCAAUGAUGGGGAGCAGGAACCGGAGGACGAGGGCCCCUCGGCGCUGGCGAAUCUGUUGAGAAAGUCGCCACCGCAGUCUAUCGCGCCGGAUAGAUCACGACCCAGGAAGGGUGUGGGACACGAAAGGUCCUUGGACGAGCCUGAAGAUCUGAGAUCGCGGCGGUCGACCAGGGGGGAAGACGCAGCAGACGACGAGGAGCACACCGAGAACACGCCUCUGCUCAGCGGAGCCACGUCGCGAAGCCGCACACCCGACGAGGACGUGGAGGACAUGAGGCCAGAGCCACGCAAAAGUUGGAUGGGCGGCCUGAAGUCGCGUGCGCAGGGUGCAGGGCGUCAUGCUGCCCGUACCUUUGCCGUGGCAGCGAACCCAAAGCAGUGGGAUGGAAAAGCCAUCUGGCAGACGUGCUGCGUUGCGCCGGCUUCAUGCUUGCCUGCAGUGUGUGUUGGACUUCUGCUCAAUAUUCUGGAUGCAUUGUCCUAUGGCAUGAUCUUGUUUCCUCUGGGCAAACCCAUCUUCUCGCAUCUAGGACCCGCUGGAAUAUCGAUUUUCUACGUCAGUACGAUUAUUUCGCAGUUGACGUUCUCGACUGGGAGUAUCUUCAAGGGAUCCGUCGGGUCUGAACUGAUCGAAGUGGUUCCUUUCUUCCAUAACAUGGCGCAGAAGAUCACCGACAUUGUGGGCGUGGAGAAUCCUGACGCAGUUAUUGCUACGACGAUUGUGUCGUACUCAAUGAGCUCCAUGAUAACGGGGCUUGUCUUCUAUCUCAUGGGCAAGUUCAAGUUCGGCUUCAUGGUGGGCUUCAUCCCUCGACACAUCCUCAUUGGCUGCAUUGGCGGUGUCGGCUGGUUCCUGAUUGCGACUGGCUUCGAGGUGUCUGCCCGCUUGGAGGGUAGUCUGGAGUAUGACCUGGACACGCUACACAAGCUGACACGUCCCGAGACGCUCCCGCAGUGGAUUGUGCCUCUGGUGCUGGCCAUUGUGCUGUUCUGGGGACAGGCGAGGGUCAAGUCCAAGUACUUCCUGCCACUAUUCAUUUUGGCGAUUCCCCUGAUCUUCUAUAUCUUUGUUCUGUCAUUGAAUGCGCUUGAGAUCGACAACCUGCGGGACAAGGGCUGGAUCUUCGAGGGUCCUCCGGCUGGAGAGCCCUGGUGGUAUUUCUAUACCUUGUUCAAGUUCACACUGGUUCGCUGGGAUGCCGUGGCGGAGUGUAUUCCUGCCAUGUUUGCCCUCACCUUCUUCGGUAUCCUCCACGUCCCGAUCAACGUGCCCGCCUUGGCUCUUCAGUGCGGCGAGGACAAUGCAGAUCUGGACAAGGAGCUGCGCCUGCAUGGGUACUCCAACUUCGUGUCAGGAUGCUUCGGUAGUAUCCAGAACUACCUGGUCUACGCCAACACGCUCUUCUUCAUGCGCUCUGGCGGAGACUCCAGGCUUGGAGGAUACAUGCUUGCCGCUUUGACGUUUGGCGUCAUGACCGUGGGCCCGUCGCUAGUCGGCUUCAUUCCUGUCAUGAUGGUCGGCUGCCUCAUCUUCGACCUAGGGUUCGAACUACUCCUGGAAGCUGUCUGGCUUCCACGGAAGAAGCUGAAGCUGGCAGAGUUCCUGACAGUGAUUGCCAUUGUGCUUGUGAUGGGCAUUUACGACUUUGUCAUUGGCAUUGGUGUGGGUAUUGUACUUGCCUUCGUGUCGCUCAUUGUGCAGACAUCGAGAGUCUCCGCAGUGCGCAGCACAUUCGCCGGCGACACCGUCACCUCGACUGUGCGCCGCAAUCCAUCGCAACACCACUAUCUUCAGCGUGUGGGCGGCCAGAUCUUCGUCAUGAGACUCACUGGUUACCUGUUCUUUGGUACCAUCGUCAGCGUGGAGAACAAGAUCCGCAGCCUCCUCGACCACAAGACGUUCUCGGAGAAGCCAAUCAAGUUUCUCGUACUUGACUUGUGGCAUGUCACGGGGUUGGACUACUCGGCUGGCGAGGGCUUCAACACGAUCAGCCGACUCUUGGGGAAGAAAGACGUGGUCCUGGUGCUCAGUGGUGUGGAAGACGACAGCCAGCUUGGCCGAAACCUACGCGCGGUUGGUCUUGGUGCUAACGGCACCGAGGUCGUGAUGCUUCCAGAUCUAAACUCGGCCCUCGAAAGCUGCGAGAACGAGCUGUUGAAGACCCUCUACGCAAGACAGGCAGAGAUGAAUUCGACCAAACGAGUGGCCACAGCUAGCCUGGAUGUUCCCAAGCAGACAGAGUCGAGCUUCUCCUCGUUCGACCCACCCUUCAACUCGCCCCGACAGACGCAUCUAGCGGAGGCUGCAAGCGACGCCAUCAGGUCGGACGAAGUGCAACAGCCGCAGAAAUGGCAAUCCUUCAAGGAGCCGCUACGUCUCAUGCUGCAAAUCUUCCAAGGCCUGAGCGACAAGAAUGAGGAUUUCUGGUUCCAGCUCACGCACUAUUUCAAGCGCCGCGAGCUUGCCGCAGGCACAGUAUUGUUUCGCCGGGGUGAGGAAGCCAACGGCUUCUACCUCGUGGAGCGCGGCAUCCUGCGGGCCGAAUACGACCUGCCACAGGGAUGGCUCUGCGAGAGCAUCAUGCCCGGGACUACCUGUGGUGAGCUGCCCUUUUUCAGCGAGACGAAUCGGACGGCGACGGCGCAGGUGGAAAGGGAGUGUGUGGUGUGGCAGAUGGACCGGGAGGGCUGGAAGAGACUGCAACAGGAAGAGCCCGAGGUAGCGCGGGAACUGCUGAGAGUGUCACUCAAGUUGACGAGCGAGAGGAUGAGCUCCAUCACUUCGUACAUACUCACUCUGGCCGGCUAGGAGGGCCAUGUGUGCGGCAUCAAUAUAGCGGUCGAUUUUAGGCAUGGCAUCAAGCAUAUUGCUCGCAGAAGGACAUAAUGUACUGACUUACGCAGAGGACGUUACUCCGUACUCAUGGUGAAUAUGCUUUUGGUGUCUUAGUCAGCAUCGCCGACAUACAAUGAAUGUGGCGACUUUUGGCAGUCUCACGGUACAUG